AUUCAAACUCUAGAACAGAAUAUGGCUUCAAAUUCUGAUCGAUAUGCUUUUAUUGGAUUAGGCGCCAUGGGACUCCCAAUGGCAAUAAACCUUCAAAAAUAUCUUUCAUCUAACUCUUUUGCCCCAUUGGUCGUUUACAACCGUACAUUUUCUAAAACACAUGCAGUAAAAGAAAUUGGUGCUAUCGCUGCUACGAGUUUGAAACAAGUCAUUGAAUAUGCUAAUAUAAUUUUUACUUCACUUGCUAACGAUAAUGCUGUUAAUCAAACUUUUAAUGAAUUAUUGAGUGAAUCAGAUCUUAUUGAUAACAAUAAGAAAAAAAUUAUAUUUGUUGAAACAAGCACGAUUGAACCAACCACAGUUGGCACACUCAGAGAAAAGGUUGAGAACACAACAAAUAGGAUUUUAUUAUAUUGUCCUGUUUUGGGUCCUCCUGAAGUUGCAAAGAAUGCAAUGCUGUCAAUUAUUCCUUCUGGCAACCAAGAUGCAAUUAAUUACAUGCUACCAUUAUUAACAACUGUGUUAGGAAAGAAGGUUUUACCUGCGGGUGACGAUGUAAAGAAUGCAGCUAAAUUUAAGCUAAUUGGAAACUUAUUCGUUUUUGGUGCUGGUGAAUUAUUAUCCGAAGGACUUACUUUAGCAGAAAAAUCUGGUGUUGACAAAGAAAUGUUAUUAAAUUUUAUUUCCUCCCCUGAGUUUAUAACAAAUGUUUAUAGACGCUAUG
Scutellospora calospora is the source of this 724-nucleotide messenger RNA. NCBI's taxonomy places the organism in Eukaryota, Fungi, Glomeromycota, Glomeromycetes, Diversisporales, Gigasporaceae. The record is from the annotation of a GenBank genome assembly.